This is a messenger RNA of Cyprinodon variegatus (sheepshead minnow), 1712 nucleotides long. RefSeq names its product glucose 6 phosphatase, catalytic, 3 (gene g6pc3). The transcript is spliced from 5 exons. Gene Ontology annotation, molecular function: glucose-6-phosphatase activity. The record is from RefSeq and is a predicted model, not a curated record. Lineage: Eukaryota; Metazoa; Chordata; Actinopteri; Cyprinodontiformes; Cyprinodontidae. Gene Ontology annotation, biological process: glucose 6-phosphate metabolic process; gluconeogenesis. Gene Ontology annotation, cellular component: membrane. Bases 34 to 834 code for a protein of 266 amino acids.
GUGGUGAAUUGUUCCUCCUAUUUUCCCCUCAGGAUGUUGUUUGGAGAACGACCGUUCUGGUGGGUCGGCGAAUCUCAACUUUUUGUCGAAACACAACCCAAAAUUUCCCAGUUUCCAUCCACCUGUGAAACUGGACCAGGAAGUCCAUCGGGACACGCGAUGGUGACCGCCGCAGUCUGGUGGGUGGUGGUGUCCUCCCUGGGCUCCUUCCUGUACUCCCGCACUGGAAGCCUGCUGAUAUCAGCUGCUCCCUCUCUGCUUUACGUGCUGCUGCUGGUUGCAGUCGGAAUAUCCAGGAUCUUUAUCCUCGCCCAUUUUCCUCACCAGGUUGUUGCUGGAUGCAUUACAGGGUUCAUUCUGGGAAUUCUUCUUAGCCGCAGAGUGCCAGAAGGGCGCCCCCUGCUGUUCUUCUUCAGCUUCAGCGCUGUCCUGCUGCUCAGCGCUCUGAUGCUGCACGCCGGCCUGCAGCAGCUCAGCAUCGACCUCUCCUGGUCUAUAGCUUUGGCUAAGAAAUGGUGCAGCCACGCCGAGUGGAUCCGUUUGGACACAGCCCCGUUCUCCUCCCUGACCCGGGACUGCGGGGCCAUUCUUGGUCUGGGGCUGUCCCUGUACUGGAAGCCCAGUGGAUGGUCCCUGCCGUGGGCUCCCAGAGCCCUGUCCCUGGCUCUUUCAUCCAUGGCUCUCUACCACGUAAACCGCCUGCCGCUCCCAGUCAAUCCGCAGGGCCUCUUCUACAGCCUGGUCUUUGUUAAGUUUGCCCUGGUGCCUCAGAUCGUCAUGGUGCUGGUUCCUGGUCUGGUCCACGUUUUCACACCCAAAAAGAAAAAGGACUAGAAGUGAACUCCUUCAAAUAAGUUCAUUCCCAAAGAAACAGCGCUUUCCUACUUUAAAUUUAUGAUUUAUUUCAGAGACUGUCGUCGGGUGGCGGCUUUAUUCAGAAAACAAAACUUGAUUUUCAGACUUUUUCAUUAGUAAUUUGAUUAAAUAUCUUUAUUUCCAGCCUGUAUUGUAAUAUUUUUAUUUUUUUAUGUUGACCACCCCUAUCCUUUAUCUAAUUGUGAAUUUUUUUGCUUUUCAAAUGUGCAGUAAAUGUGCUGCUGCUGUUAAGUGUUACAUGUGGUUUUAUUUUUGCAGAACUGUUUAACUGCACCAGGCUCAGGCUGGUAGCAGCUUUUUAAACAUUAACAUUGUAGGUUAAAAUAAGUGGAAAAGCAACAAUUAUUCCUCCCGUUGCUGCAUUUACUCACAGUAUUGGUGAUUACGGUUACACUUAUUAAUCAUUUAAUAACUUUAGUUGUUUACUUUAUUGUUUCAACAGAUUUCUGGAGCUUUGAUCACUUUUUAUUAAUCUGUUCCCUUGAUUAGAAAUAUUUCUGAUAUGUGCAGCCUUGUUUCCCAGCUCCAGAAGUGGGCAACAACAGGUGGGGGUGGGGCUACUUACUUUUUCUGGUAUCUGAAUAAAAUUUUAAACUAUAGGAAAUGUUCUGAUAGUUUUAGAGCUUUAAAACUGUUGCUUUAAGCCGGUUUAUGCCUAUAUGGCUACUAAAGAUUGUUUGAAAUCUGUUGUUUUAACUUAAAGGCACCUUUUAUGCUCAUCACAGAUGUGGCAAUUAUUUUUAUACAGGUCCUGUCGGAAAGUAUGAUAUUGAAUAUCAUUGUGAUUUUUCAUUGUGCUGUUUUACUUUGCAGACAAAAAAAGGAAAUAAAUAUAA